This is a messenger RNA of Artibeus jamaicensis (Jamaican fruit-eating bat), 3493 nucleotides long. RefSeq names its product ANKH inorganic pyrophosphate transport regulator (gene ANKH). Lineage: Eukaryota; Metazoa; Chordata; Mammalia; Chiroptera; Phyllostomidae. The transcript is spliced from 12 exons. Gene Ontology annotation, biological process: phosphate ion transmembrane transport. Gene Ontology annotation, molecular function: phosphate transmembrane transporter activity. The coding region runs from base 425 to 1804 and encodes 459 amino acids. The record is from RefSeq and is a predicted model, not a curated record. Gene Ontology annotation, cellular component: membrane.
CGGUGUCCGCGCCUCCCCGCCCGCCCCGAUUUCCUCCGCGCAGUGGCGGCGGUGGUGGCGGCGGCGGCGCCUCGUGCGUGCGGUUAUUUAUUUAUUUCCGGGCUCCAGAGCGCUUAUAAUGGAGCCGCUGUCAACAGAACCUUCUGCUGCCGCCACCGCCGCCGCCGCCACCGUCCCUCCUCUUUUUUUUCCCGGCAGAUCUUUGUUGUGUGGGAGGGCAGCAGGGAUGGACUUGAGCUUGCGGAUCUCCUGCUAGAGCCGCGGCACUUGGAGAGGACGCUGCCGCCGCCGCCGCCGCCGCCUCGAGGCCCCGCCGGCCUGCGUCCGCCCGCGCCCCUGCCCGCUCGGCCCGCUCGCCCCGCGCCUCCCCGCAGAGUCCCCUCGCGGCGGCAGAUGUGUGUGGGGUCAGCCCACGGUGGGGACUAUGGUGAAAUUCCCGGCGCUCACGCACUACUGGCCCCUGAUCCGGUUCCUGGUGCCCCUGGGCAUCACCAACAUAGCCAUCGACUUCGGGGAGCAGGCCUUGAACCGAGGCAUCGCGGCUGUCAAGGAGGAUGCAGUGGAGAUGCUGGCCAGCUACGGGCUGGCCUAUUCCCUCAUGAAGUUCUUCACGGGCCCCAUGAGUGACUUUAAAAACGUGGGCCUGGUGUUCGUGAACAGCAAGCGGGACCGAACCAAAGCCGUCCUGUGCAUGGUGGUGGCCGGGGCCAUCGCCGCCGUCUUUCACACCCUGAUAGCCUACAGCGACCUGGGCUACUACAUCAUCAACAAACUGCACCACGUGGACGAGUCCGUGGGGAACAAAACGAGAAGGGCCUUUCUGUAUCUUGCUGCCUUCCCUUUCAUGGAUGCGAUGGCAUGGACCCAUGCUGGCAUUCUCUUAAAACACAAGUACAGCUUCCUGGUGGGAUGUGCCUCAAUCUCAGAUGUCAUUGCUCAGGUCGUUUUUGUAGCCAUCCUGCUUCACAGUCACCUGGAGUGCAGAGAACCCCUGCUCAUCCCGAUCCUCUCCUUGUACAUGGGUGCCCUGGUGCGCUGUGCCACCCUGUGCCUGGGCUACUACAGGAACAUCCACGACAUCAUCCCCGACCGGAGCGGACCGGAGCUGGGGGGAGAUGCGACCAUCAGGAAGAUGCUGAGCUUCUGGUGGCCAUUGGCUCUCAUCUUGGCCACACAGAGAAUCAGCAGGCCUAUCGUCAACCUCUUUGUUUCCCGGGACCUUGGUGGCAGUUCUGCAGCUACGGAGGCGGUAGCAAUUUUGACAGCCACGUACCCUGUGGGUCACAUGCCAUAUGGCUGGUUGACGGAAAUCCGCGCUGUCUACCCUGCUUUUGACAAGAAUAACCCCAGCAAUAAACUGGUGAGCACAAGCAACACGGUCACGGCGGCCCACAUCAAGAAGUUCACGUUCGUGUGCAUGGCCUUGUCGCUAACGCUCUGCUUUGUGAUGUUCUGGACCCCCAACGUCUCCGAGAAAAUCCUGAUAGACAUCAUUGGUGUGGACUUCGCCUUUGCAGAACUCUGCGUCGUUCCUCUGCGAAUCUUCUCCUUCUUCCCGAUCCCAGUCACCGUGAGGGCCCAUUUCACUGGGUGGCUGAUGACACUGAAGAAGACCUUCGUCCUGGCCCCCAGCUCCGUGCUGCGGAUUAUCGUCCUCAUCACCAGCCUUGUGGUCCUGCCCUACCUGGGGGUACACGGAGCCACCCUGGGCGUGGGCUCCCUCCUCGCGGGGUUUGUGGGAGAAUCCACCAUGGUCGCCAUCGCCGCAUGCUACGUCUAUCGGAAACAGCAAAACAGCCUGUGAUCCUUCCGCUGACCUCACCACACAUAACACAGGACGCGGAGGAAGUCUGACUGCAGGCGCACCGCAGCCUGGCUGCCUGCCCCGUAAAGGCUGAACGUCUGAAAUGAACGGCGCGAGGCUCCAAAUGGAGGAACUGUGUUAUGGAAUCAAAGUAACCCCCUUCAAAGUCGGAAAAGGUGGGGCAUUAUGUAGUUUGCUGUCCACUCUCAACAGGGAAGGUUAAUACAGAAGGAUGGUGAAAUGUAGUUUUGAGUUCAUUUGCUUCUGCAGAGGAGAGGCUAAAACUACUGGCCACUGCAGUCAGUAUGCUAAGAACAGCACCGAAGGUGGGCCUCCCAAGUCACUUUUUUAAUAAUUACUUUUGCCAAGUUCAAGUGGUUCUGAAAGGAUCUUUUUCUCUGCUUCAUGUGCAAUCGACCUUAAGAGUGGGCACUUUUACAGACAGCGGUCAGCUCCAUGCAGAUUCAGCACGGUUCCCACAGGGUACCUCUUUUCAGGUUAGGGAACUUACAGUGCACUUUGCUAACAAAACCUCACAGUGGCUUCUACAGCGCAUGUACAAAAAAAGCGCACAAGAGCUUAGGAGCCUGUUCGCUCUCCACAAGUAUACCUGGUCUCAGGUUAAAGAAUUGGGGGCGGGGGGCAGACCAGCCAAAAACAGUUGUGCUGUUCACAGUCUGGCUUCAUGGAAAUUCAGUGGCAUGUUGAAAUUGGUCAUUACUUUAAGAUUUAAAGGUAGAUGUUCCCAAGUACGAGCCAGGGACAAGAAAUGGUGCCUUCGGAGUUGGGACAUGUUGCAUCCAGGAGAAUUCUGGUUACCUGAAGUGUGGGGCUGUGACACGGGGGACUCACAGUUUGGAUGAACCUGCUACUGAAGGUGAACUUCAAACCACCCUGGCCUAACACAGGAGCUACAGGGUACACAAGCACACCACUCAGCACCAGCAGCAAGGACCAGUCACACCAUGAAGCAGCCCAUCUCCCAGGGGGUCACAGCCACAAGGCUGGUGGGGUACAUACACAGCUCCCUGGGCCCAUGAUCUAAAGCUGGAAUGACCAAGGACUUGGCUGUAGAACUUCAGAAAUUUGGACAGAGCCACACGUGGGAGUGCGGGCAAGCCUACACUCAUUCAUUCAAGGAACACUUCUGUGCUGAGGCCACAGACUCGGAGCAGCCCUUCCACGUCCCUCACAGUGGCCUCACGGUGGCCACCUACCUGUCCAGUGAGAGAGAGGCUUGGGCCACCCUUCCUCAGGCUCCUUCCUGGGCCAACAUCUUGCGUAUGAUGUAGGGCAUAGAACACGGUACAGGAUCCCGCAAUGGAAAAAUAAAAUUACCUCAUUCUUCACUUCAGAUCAGAUCAGCAGCAGUGAUCCAGAUUUUUCUGAAUAAAGUUAAGCCUGCUGAGAGUCAUUCUACAUGUGCUUGGCUGUCCAUUCACAGGCUUUUCAGUUUCACCAAUAAAUAAAUAAGACCAACUUGUGGCUCUAAUUUAAACUGUUGAAACCAAACACAUUAAAAUAUUUGUGCAGCCUUUGAUUAACAUUGAUGAAAGAGAUCAGUAUAAGAUAUAUGUUGCAUUUAAGCAAGUACUGUGUAUGUAAUUAACAGAUGUAAGUUUCUACAUUGUUAAGAGCAUUUAUACAUGCUUUUAAAAUUUUUUUGGAGGAUUCAUGCUCCCCUAUUGU